AUGGUUGAUGGAUAUUAUGGCCUCGAGCAUAUUUGGGAAGAGAAAUGGCCUGGAUGCAUGCAGGAAAAAUUGUUUGUGGCUAGUUAUAAGGUAGUAAGGAUGUUUGAUUUGGGAAGGGUAGGCGAGGGGGGGGGGAGUAUGGGAAAGAUGGGACGGAUUGGGAAGAGAGAUUUGAUGGGUUUAGAGAUGUUGGAGGAAAUGUUGUUGCAUUAUGGGCUUUUGGUUAAGUCUGAGGUUAGAGCGAGACUAGGACUCCCCUCCCCAUAA
This is a messenger RNA of Sclerotinia sclerotiorum 1980 UF-70, 267 nucleotides long. RefSeq lists its product with no specific name. The transcript is spliced from 2 exons. The coding region runs from base 1 to 267 and encodes 88 amino acids. The record is from RefSeq and is a predicted model, not a curated record. Lineage: Eukaryota; Fungi; Ascomycota; Leotiomycetes; Helotiales; Sclerotiniaceae.